Molecule: messenger RNA, 1815 nt
Organism: Monosiga brevicollis MX1
Lineage: Eukaryota; Choanoflagellata; Craspedida; Salpingoecidae
Exons: 14
Coding region: 1-1815 (604 amino acids)
Source: RefSeq, a predicted model, not a curated record
AUGGCUAAUCCUUGGUCCCAGCUUCGAGUGGCCGACCUCAAGCUAUAUCUCAGAGCCAUGGGGUAUAAGACCUAUGGCAAAAAAGCUGAGCUGAUCGCACAACUGAAAGCAAUUAUGCAGAGUGAUCCUACGGCUCGGAAGAUGGUGCACCCCGCCUUUUGGUCAUCACAGUCACAGUCUCAGUCUCAGUCUCAGUCUCAGUCUCAGGCACCGCUGACUCAGACGCAAGCCCAGGCUCAUGCUUUGGUCCCACCGCAGUCACAGCCACCCUCAGCGCACCAGCAGCCUCGUGCUCCCCCCAGCGCUCAAGCAGUGGCACACUCCCAUCAACAGCAGCGCAUCCCGUCCGAUGCCAACAAGCAAUCCUCACUUCAAGUGACCGGCUUCACCGUUUUCUGCCAGCGGCUUUCAAAUGCCCAGCGCCAGCCAUUCGAGGAGCUGGCGCGCCAGAUUUUACAACGACAUCGUCUCCAGCAACAGGCAGUCGCUGGGCCGCGCAUGCCCCAGGCGAAGCCCGCCAGACAUGGUUCCAUAUCUUCAGCUUCUAGCACUGCUGCGCCUCCUGCCAAGCGGGCGCUGGUGACUUUAAAGCCGUCCAAGCAGCACGCCGCAGCCACUUCCUCAACGCAAUCGCAGACCUCUGCUACACCGCGGCACAGCGUGGUGCCGCCUGCACCAGGGCGUUUGCCGUCUCAACCCCCGUCUGAGCGUCAGCAUGCGUUUUCACAGUCACCAGCACUGCAGACGGGGCCACGCUCAUCCAGCAAUCAGUCCCACCCACCCCCAACCGCUGUACAGCACGCACCACCGACGACCGUGGCAGGGGCGGCAGGUCGUGCAGUUACAGACGCCAUCUUCCUUAACGGGGAACUACAGCCACGCUGGAUGAUGAACAUUACUCGGGGUCAACUGCGAGGGGCACCAGGGGCUGUCAGCUGGACACACCUCCCUGAUACGCUCGUGCGUGCCAUCAAUGUUUGUCACAAGCAGCAUCAGACUCGCCAAAAGUUACAUCCGCUCUAUGUCCACCUCUCUGGCGAGCUGUGUGCUGUCAAGGUGGAUUUUGUGGGCCAACGGGUUUCUUUCGAGCUCAAUCCCAGCCGCCAGUUUGCCAUUCGAGCCACAUCGGAGCAACCCACACAGCAAUGCAAGCCUGACGCAGAGAGUGUGGUACUUUAUUCGUUAAUUCGCCGAGUGCCAUGGCCAUUUGUUUUGAACGCCAUCAACUCCUUGCAUGAGCAGGGCGAGGAAGCUUCAAAAAGCGCCGUUUACGAGCUGGCGGAUGAGGAGUACAUUGAGCUUGUGAACCGAAUGGCCAUGUCUAAGGCUAUGGAUGAAAGUCGGAGUCAACGUGAUGUAACGGAGCGCGAGGAACGGGAAAAGGAAAAGGAGGCUGCUAUCAAGCUGCACCCGCUGGAUAAUUCGGCCUUUGCCGAUUCAGAACUCUUGCGUGAAGUGCGCAGUUCACGCUUGUUUCGACAAGUGUGCGAGGAGGAAGCGGCGAGAGGCGCCGUGGGUCAGCUUUGCGAUUUGGAGAAGCGCUUGAUUCGCUGGUACAAAGGUCCAGCCUCGGCUUAUUUUGCUGACGUUAGUCGUCGAAUGCAGCAAGAUCCAGCAGCUGCACCUGCCAUUGUCAAUGACGUACUGCGAGUUGUCAAGCAAGAGGUCCUGCUGCGGCCCACAGAUUCCCUUCCCGUUUGCUUUCACAAGUACCGGGAUGUCGUGCUGUCUCAAGACAACGGCCAGCUGGCUGAGGUGGCGGUCGAGCAGGAUCAAAGCAACGGUCAAGCGGUCGAGCGCAUUGUGCUCGAAUGA